Messenger RNA from Miscanthus lutarioriparius, 555 nucleotides. NCBI's taxonomy places the organism in Eukaryota, Viridiplantae, Streptophyta, Magnoliopsida, Poales, Poaceae. The record is from the annotation of a GenBank genome assembly.
AUGGCAUCGAUGAAGUUUGAUCUACCGUUGCUGGAAUACAAUAUGAGAUUUUCGCUGUGGCAAGUCAAGAUGCGGGUGAUUCUGGCACAAUCUUCGGAUCUUGAUGAGGCACUGGAUGGUUUCAGAAGCAAAGGGCAGAAGUCAUGGACCGCUGAAGAGAAGCGGAAGGAUCGUAAGGCUCUGUCUCUGAUUCAACUUCAUCUACAUAAUGAUAUUUUACAAGAAUUGCUGCAGGAGAAAACUGCUGCAGAACUUUGGUUCAAGCUAGAAUCGAUCUGCAUGUCCAAGGAUCUAACCAAAGUAUAUGAGGCCCUGCAGACGAGGGAGAAAAUAAAAGGUAUGGUUCAGUCUGACGUGUUGUCCUCCAAGGGUGAAGUGUUGCAGGUUAGAGGCAGGCCUGAGCAGAAAACCUACAACAAGAACAAUAACCGAGACAAUAACAAGAACGAUAAAGGCCGUUUGAAGUUUAGAGGAAAGGAUAAGUUCUACAAGUAUUGUAAGAAAAAUAAUCAUAUCAUUGAUGUUUGUUGGAAGCUGCAGAUAAAGGCCGUUUGA